CUAAUUUAUAGAGAUCCUCGAAGCUUCUCUAUUUUCUCGUAACAAUGCAGUGGCGCUGUAUUAGCACCGCAAUAGUUUCGAGAAGGGACUUGUGACAAAGCAUCCAUUGCAUCCAUCCGAUGUUGACUGUUAAUGAAUAAUUCGCUCUUUCGUAAUCUGUCAAAUUACAAUAAUAUUGUGAAAAUACAUGGAAUGAUACAAGAAAUAGGAUAGAUAGUUAAACAAUGUUCAGCACAUGGUUAGGAGGUGAUGACCGUCAUUGUGGCAAAGAUACUAAUCAGACUCUGAAAAUAGACGAAGCAUGUUUGAGUAUCAUCAAUGAAAAUUCACAGCCCAUCAUAUUAUCUUCCAUUGUCGAAGAAUGUUACAUGUGUGAUCUAUUACCAUGGACUAAUUUAUCAUCAAAUAGUAAUAUCUCUCUGGUAGUAGGUACUAAGUAUCCCUUACUGGUAUCAUAUACAGAUAAUAUUAAUUCAGGAAGUGAGAAAUUAGUUUUUAAAGAGCAUGGUCAUUAUGGAUGGACCAUAACGGAUGAUGGUCACUCUGGUUUAUAUACAUUGUAUGAUCCACCAAACCAAUAUCGUCCAUUUUUGGUAGUCUUCACGAUAUGCGUGCUUGCAGCAUUACUGUAUGCUGUUUCAUUUACUUUACUACGCUCCUUAAGAAAAAUUAGUUUACGAGAACACAGUGACAUUCAAGAUGAUUUGGGAAGAUUACAAGAAAAUGAACCAGCAUCACAACCACCUCCAAGGAUACCAUCAAAGUCAAGCACGAGACUCCAUUCCGUGGAUGCGUUCCGAGGAAUAUGCAUACUGCUAAUGAUUUUUGUAAACAAUGGCGGUGGAAAAUAUGUUAUUUUUAAUCACAGCUUGUGGAACGGAUUAACAAUCGCCGAUCUUGUGCUACCUUGGUUCGCGUGGAUAAUGGGCUUUACGAUAGUCAUAUCGUUGCGUACCCAACUCCGAAUAUCAGUAUCACGCGGAAGAAUCAUUUUGCACUGUCUACGUCGAUCAUUGAUUCUCAUACUUCUUGGACUGAUUAUUAACUCAAAACACAACUAUUCGUUAAAGAAUCUUCGAUUUCCCGGUGUUCUGCAAUUAUUGGGUGUAUCGUAUUUCAUCUGCGCGACGAUCGAGACGAUUUUCAUGAAAGCCCAACGAAGUUACCACCCAGGCCGAUUUAUGUUCUUGCAAGAUAUCUGGGAGAAUUGGGCUCAGUGGUUAAUCGUUAUGGGUAUCGUAACGAUACAUACAUUGAUAACAUUUCUACUACCCGUUCCGGGAUGCCCAACCGGCUACUUGGGUCCAGGAGGUUACCAUUUUUUGGGGAAAUAUCCAAAUUGCACAGGGGGUGCCAUAGGAUACAUUGACAGACUAGUUUUUGGUAACCACGUUUAUAAUAAGACAGAAAAUCCAGUUUAUGGACACCUUGCCCCACACGACCCUGAAGGUUUAAUGAACAUCUUAUCGGCGGUACUUUUAGUCUAUAUGGGAGUGCAAGCCGGCCGAAUAGCUCUGUUUUAUUAUAACUUGAAUUCAAAAGUAAUUCGAUGGUUAGUUUGGGCUGCUAUAACGGGUAUUGUCGCUGGAGCUUUGUGCAACUUCAGUAAAGAAAAUGGUGUUAUACCCGUAAAUAAGAAUAUGAUGUCGCUUUCUUACGUUUUAACAAUGUCUAGCUUUGCCUUGAUUCUGUUUUCUAUACUUUAUUACUUGAUUGACUAUCGACGAUUCUGGUCAGGCGUACCUUUCAUUUAUGCAGGCGUAAAUCCUAUAUUUCUCUAUGUUGGCCAUUAUCUUACUAUGGACCUCUUUCCGUGGUCAUGGACAAUAAGUGGAGUGCCCAGUCACACUUCAUAUUUACUUAUGAAUUUUUGGACUACGGUACUUUGGGCAAUAAUCGCUUAUGGCCUUUACAAGAAAGAUAUUAUCAUAACUAUAUAAAGCACGGAAGACAAAUGUGAUGCUAAAGGGAAUGAACAACAAGAAUUCCGAAAUAUGCAAAAAUAGAUUCAUUUAGGAUGAGAUGCGCGUAUUCCAUAAAAAUAAAGCGCACAGUGUUUUCAAGACUAAGAUAUAUUGACUGCAGUAUUUUAACGUAUCUACUUUGUAAUUUCAUUCGAUUCUCAGUUCUUUGAUAUGAUAUAAAUCAUGUUAGUGUUAGUUGGGUAUACGUAAUGACAUAAAAUAUCCAAGUUUUAGCAUCAUUAGCCACUUUUCAAUGACUUCUUAAAACCUGCAUUUUUCGGAACAUGUUCUAGUUAUGUAGUUCAAUUAAAAAUAUAGCUUAUCUAAAAUAUUUUCAAUUACAGAAUUUACAAUAGGAUAUUUUAUAUAACUUGAGAUAAAAAGAAACUCAUGGCUGUAAACAUAGUUGAUAUAUUAACCUAUUAAGUUACAAAAUUAUAAUUACAUAGUUUAAAUAGAUAUAUAUUCUUGGUUAAAGCAUAAACAUAUGUAUAUUGUUACGCUUUUGUGUAAAAGUGUACGCACGGUAUGGUUAUACUAACACAUUACUAAGUACAUAGGUUUUUUUAAAAUAUAACUGAUAAUUUGCUUAAAUGUAAGCAAGGAAAUAUAUAACUUUGGUAAUUUGAAA
Molecule: messenger RNA, 2595 nt
Organism: Cephus cinctus (wheat stem sawfly)
Lineage: Eukaryota; Metazoa; Arthropoda; Insecta; Hymenoptera; Cephidae
Product: heparan-alpha-glucosaminide N-acetyltransferase
Exons: 12
Coding region: 225-1940 (571 amino acids)
Source: RefSeq, a predicted model, not a curated record